AUGGACCGCGCACAUCGGGGACUACAGGUGUCUCAGGGACUACAAGUGUCUCAGGGACUACAGGUGUCUCAGGGACUACAGGUGUCUCAGGGACUACAGGUGUCUCAGGGACUACAGGUGUCUCAGGGACUACAGGAGUCUCAGGGACUACAGGCGUCUCAGGGACUACAGGCGUCUCAGGGACUACAGGCGUCUCAGGGACUACAGGAGUCUCAGGGACUACAGGAGUCUCAGGGACUACAGGAGUCUCAGGGACUACAGGAGUCUCAGGGACUACAGGAGUCUCAGGGACUACAGGAGUCUCAGGGACUACAGGAGUCUCAGGGACUACAGGAGUCUCAGGGACUACAGGAGUCUCAGGGACUACAGGAGUCUCAGGGACUACAGGAGUCUCAGGGACUACAGGAGUCUCAGGGACUACAGGAGUCUCAGGGACUACAGGAGUCUCAGGGACUACAGGAGUCUCAGGGACUACAGGAGUCUCAGGGACUACAGGAGUCUCAGGGACUACAGGAGUCUCAGGGACUACAGGAGUCUCAGGGACUACAGGAGUCUCAGGGACUACAGGAGUCUCAGGGACUACAGGCGUCUCAGGGACUACAGGCGUCUCAGGGACUACAGGCGUCUCAGGGACUACAGGCGUCUCAGGGACUACAGGCGUCUCAGGGACUACAGGCGUCUCAGGGACUACAGGCGUCUCAGGGACUACAGGCGUCUCAGGGACUACAGGCGUCUCAGGGACUACAGGCGUCUCAGGGACUACAGGCGUCUCAGGGACUACAGGCGUCUCAGGGACUACAGGCGGUCUCAGGGACUACAGGCGGUCUCAGGGACUACAGGCGGUCUCAGGGACUACAGGCGUCUCAGGGACUACAGGCGUCUCAGGGACUACAGGCGUCUCAGGGACUACAGGCGUCUCAGGGACUACAGGCGUCUCAGGGACUACAGGCGUCUCAGGGACUACAGGCGUCUCAGGGACUACAGGCGUCUCAGGGACUACAGGCGUCUCAGGGACUACAGGCGUCUCAGGGACUACAGGAGUCUCAGGGACUACAGGAGUCUCAGGGACUACAGGAGUCUCAGGGACUACAGGAGUCUCAGGGACUACAGGAGUCUCAGGGACUACAGGAGUCUCAGGGACUACAGGAGUCUCAGGGACUACAGGGGUAA
Messenger RNA from Knipowitschia caucasica, 1170 nucleotides. Lineage: Eukaryota; Metazoa; Chordata; Actinopteri; Gobiiformes; Gobiidae. The record is from the annotation of a GenBank genome assembly.